Messenger RNA from Vollenhovia emeryi, 2983 nucleotides. RefSeq names its product serine protease gd-like. The record is from RefSeq and is a predicted model, not a curated record. Lineage: Eukaryota; Metazoa; Arthropoda; Insecta; Hymenoptera; Formicidae. Gene Ontology annotation, molecular function: serine-type endopeptidase activity. The coding region runs from base 16 to 1212 and encodes 398 amino acids. The transcript is spliced from 4 exons. Gene Ontology annotation, biological process: proteolysis.
UAAUUUCAUUAUUGAAUGUCUUUAAUUAUUUAUGUUGUUACUAAAAAUAAUUUUGUUGUUAUUGUGUUUCAGAAAGAAAACUUCCGAUUGGAAUUGGCACAUUCGAUAAAAGAGUUCAUUGAAGCUGUUCAACAAGGCAGACCUUUGUUGUAUCAUGUUUACUUUCCCUCGGACGUAGAUUUUCCGAUAUUAUCCGCGCUAUGGUUCAACAAUCAACAAUAUUGUCUCGACCCCAAAUCAUCAAGCGGAAAUAUCACAGCAAAUCUCGAGUUGGGGCAUAUUGUGUACCCGCCGAACAAACAACCAAUGUCGCAGAAUUUUCAGUCGUGGUAUCGAAAUUCGAGUAACUACCGUAUAGACAAUCCAAUUUAUAAGAGCUACGCCGAAUGCGGUAUUACCAGCUAUUACACCGAUACCACAAAUAGACUGAUCCCCAACGGCGAGGACUCGUUACCAGGCCAGUGGCCGUGGGUGGUUGCAGUCUACCAGAUUAAGAAACAAAAGUCGAAUACAACACACGAAUUUAAAUGUGGCGGUUCUAUUUUGACUACCAGGCAGAUAUUAACAGUGGCGGAUUGUGUGAUGUUUGCCCUUGAUCAGAACGAUACCGUACCACCCAACAUGUUAGCGGUAGUUGUGGGGCGAUUUAAUUUACAAUUAGUUCAAUUAAACAGAGAUGUGAUUCCGAGAGUCAAGAGUUACAUGAUUCACCCCGAUUAUAUGCACGAUCGUUUCACCAGCGACUCCAAUCUAGCGAUUUUGACUCUCUGGACGCCCGUCGAGUUCAAUCCUUUUAUCAGGCCUAUUUGCCUAUGGUCCGGUUCACCCAAUCUCGACACCGUCGUUAAUAGAACAGGGUAUGUCGUAGGAUGGGGCAAAGAAAAAUUUGGUAAUAUCGAAGAACAGCGAGUAAAAUGGGCUACAAUAGUGAGUCAGGAGACUUGCCUCCGGAGCAAUCAAAGAUUCGUUAGCCUCACCUCGAAUCGCACCUUUUGCGCCAGUUCGGUAAACGAAAUCGGUCCCUGUGUCGGUGACAGCGGGAACGGGUUGGUGCUUCUGAACAAUAUCACGGGCCGUUACGAGUUGCGUGGCAUUCUCUCGGGGUCUUUACCUAAUGAUGAGUCCCAUUUUCACUGCUAUUCACGGGAUUACGCUAUUUAUGUUGAUGUGGCCAAAUACAUACCAUGGAUUCAACAACAGAUUUCGACGUAACGCUGGUUUAUCGCGACAAAAUGCAAUACCUACGUGCUAGUUGAUAAAAUUCUUUAUGUAAAGUUUAUCUGAAACCGCAGCAUUUAUAUACAACUAUACGUGAGAAUUAAACAGUUACGAAUUUUACUUUUAAUUGUUUAUAGCGAUUUCUCUUGUUGUAAUGUGUCUUUGAUCUGGACACGAAAAUAGAGUACAUUAGAGAUAUACACGCAACUAUCUGUCAUUGUGGACUUAUUAAUAAAGUUAUAAUGAAGAACAAAUUAUAACACUCUCGCAAUACUCUUACUAAUAAAUACAUUCAAUAUUUUUUUUAAAGUCGCAAGAAAUAUUGUACAUGUAGUAAUAUUCUUUUUUUUAAUACACGCGAUUCGUUACUUAUUUUAAGUUUUAUAGUACGUUGUAAUAAGACGAGGAGAACGGAGAGAAAGAAGAAGUCUCAGUCUAUUAAGAUCGCUUUCUCAUAGGAUCAUGGUUUAAUGUCUAUGUUCGCAAUUAUGUUGUUUCCGGUCACGAAAUGAAAUCGUACUAUUAACAAUAUACACGUAUAUGUAUGCUAAAGAAAUUAUGGAACUUUAGUCGUUAUCAUUGCUAUUUACAAUGCAUGGGCUCUAUCUUAUAAGUUUUCUAAGAGAGUUUCACAACUUUUCUAAGAGAGUUUCACAACUUUACGAAUUGUUAGAACAAAACAUUUGAUUCAAAAGUAAACCUAAUGAAACAACAGAAGUUUGCGUAAGAUUUAGCGAGUAUUGAAAAAUAUAGAUAUAGUGAAUACUAUAUGCAUGUAAUCAACACGCUAAUAAUCCUUCCGAAAAACUAAAGACUACAAUAUAUCAAGUAAACUUGGUGUACAAGUAGAAGUGUGAAAAUAAAUCAGCUUCAUUUGUAAUUCCUUUUCGGCUCUUACGUUUGCUCUUGACGAAUCAGAACGCGCUCGGCCAGUGCUACAAAUAUUUCAAAAUUAUUGUACUCUAGCUUAUAUAGUACUUCUUAUUAUUCACUUCCAAUAUAGACGGUAUUUUCUAAUUACAUUGUUGGCGAGCUAGUUGUCUCAUCGAACGUGCGCCCGCCAAUUCUCCGGUAUUUUUUCUGUUAAAUCACCCGAAAGGAAAAGAUGAUUCAUUUUUCAUUAGUACUUUAUUAAAGUAAAAAAUGUUCCAGAAACGCUUAUCCUUUCUUCUCUUCAUUGUAUAUUCUCAUAUAAGAUAAUUUGUUAUGAACUAAAUGACAUAAAUCAGCUUAUCAUCACUUGACUGUCGAUACCCCUACUACUGCAUCAUUCGAACGCGUCUUCAUGAAAUUUAUAAAUGUGGUUCAAAGUGUUUUGGUAGAGAACUGGUUAGUCUUAUGAAGUUACAGUGAAGGUGUGUAAUGUCGGUCCAAGAAUUAGCAUUCUGAAUAUCUAGAAUCAACGCCGGAGUCUUGAAUUUCGCUUUGAACCAUUAAUAAGUACUUUAUAAUAUUUCACAAAGGUGUCUGAAAAAAGUGUAUAAAUUACAAUACGGUGAAAAUGCUAAAAGUGAGCGGCUUUGUCCCUUUCUAAGAGGACAGCUAGAAAGAGACAAAGCUACUCGCUCUUAGCAUUUUCAGCGUAGUGUAAGAUACAGAAUUGACCCCCAGGUGACUAUUCGCCAUAUGGAAUAGUACUCUUUUUAAAUGUAACAGACUGGAAAAAUAACAAGCGUUUGUUAUAGUGAUUUCUUCCAAACACGUGAGUUCUAGUGUGCGAUUCGCAAAAUUUAUCGAGAUUUAAAUAAAUUAUCUGCUUAUCGUC